AUGGCUUGGAAACUCGAUGGGAAGGUUGCCAUUGUAACGGGAUGCGCGUCUGGCAUCGGUUUAACAGCGGCAAAGCUCUACCUUGAGGCAGGUGCAACGGUUUUCGGAAUCGAUAUCUCCCCAUUUCCAGAACCAUAUCCGUUCUCGACAACACUGUCAGAGAAGUUCCACUUCCACAAGGCAGAUCUGACCGCCCCUGAAGCCUGCGAUAAGUCGGUAGCCGCGUGUUUGUCAAAGACGGGAAAGAAGGUCGAUAUCCUGGCGAAUGUGGCCGGUAUCAUGGAUUCAUUUGAAGCUGUUCACAGAACCAAAGACGCAACGUGGGACAAAUUGAUGAGUGUCAACACCGCGGUGCCAAUGAAACUCAUGCGAGCAGUUUUGAAUCAAGGUGGCAUGCUCGAGCAGAAAUCAGGGCGCAUCAUUAAUGUCGCGAGCAAGGCUGGACUGAGUGGGGCGGCAGCAGGAUUUGCUUAUACAGCUAGCAAACAUGCUCUGAUCGGAAUGACCAAACAUGCAGCAUGGCGUUACCAUCAUGAUGGGAUCCGAACAAACGCAGUCUGUCCAGGAGGGGUUCCAACCAACAUUAAGAAUUCUAUUCAGCAAGAGGACCUCGACCAAGAGUCCUUGGAAAUCAUGACGAUCGGUCUGGUGACGAUGCUAAGUAUCGAUGAAGUGCGUGAACAUGACAACCAAGAGUCCUGUUGGGUCAUUAUCCAUGGAUCCGUGUAUGAUCUUUCUGAAUUCCUAGACAUGCACCCUGGCGGUGCGGCGUCAAUUCUACGCUAUGCGGGCAAGGAUGCCACUGCGGAGUAUGAUGCAAUCCAUCCACCCAACACUAUCGAAAAGGCUCUCCCCAAAGACAGACAUCUUGGAAAGGUCAAACCAUCAAUCACAGCGGCGGAAAAGCCAAAUGUUACCGCUGAUAGUCUGGCCCGUGAAAAACAAGGCCCCAUGCCUAUUGAAAUGUGUCUCAACUUGAAUGAUCUGGAGCUUGCAGCAAAAGCAAGUCUUGCUGAACGCGCAUGGAUUUACUACUCCUCUGCCGCGCAAGACAGGCGGACUUUGACUCACAACCUGGACGACUGGAAGCGAAUCCGGUUCCGACCACGGAUCAUGAGGAACGUGAAAAAGGUCAACACUCGACAGACGAUACUGGGCUUCCAAAGUAGUCUCCCAUUCUUCAUCGCACCCUGUGCAUUGGCAAGGCUGGGCCAUCCCGAUGGAGAAAUGUGCCUUGUACGAGGCGCCGCACGAGCCAAUAUUGCAUACUGCCCUAGCAACUCGUCAUCCGUCUCCCACGACGGCCUCGCAAAUUGUCUUGCUUCGGAGACAAGAGGCGGAUGCCUCUUCUUUCAACUGUACGUGAAGAGAUCUCGGAAUGAGACCCUCGGCAGCAUCCGACGUGCCCGAGAGCUAGGAUACAAGGCGCUGGUGAUCACAGUGGACACAAACGUGGUUGGAAUCCGAGAGGAUGACGACAAGUUCAAGAUCCGGGAGGCGCUGAAGAGCGGGCAACAGCAUCUCAGUCCGUGGAGGGCGGCUUUGUCCAAUCCUGAUCCCGACGUCGUGUUACGUGCACCUCACUCGGCAACCCUGAAUUGGGAAGACCUACGUUGGAUCAAGAAGGCAUGGCAAAACGCCGGACCAAUAUGCUUGAAAGGGGUCCUGACGGCCGAGGACGCCCAGACUGCGUGUGACCACGGAGUUGAUGCAAUCUACCUGAGCAACCACGGAGGACGCCAGCUGGAUUCGGCGAAUUCUGCUCUCGGGGCAUUGAUUGAGAUACAGCAGCAAUGUCCGGACGUGUUGAGCAAAUGCCAGGUCCUCCUCGAUGGUGGCGUCCGCCGUGGAGGAGACAUUCUCAAGGCUCUGUGUCUGGGAGCUGCUGGCGUCGGGUUGGGCCGACCCUUCAUGUACGCCCUCAGUGCCUAUGGGACGGAAGGCGUGCAGAAGGCCAUCGAAAGCAAGUUUCCCCGUCUGAUGAGUUGA
Molecule: messenger RNA, 1989 nt
Organism: Fonsecaea erecta
Lineage: Eukaryota; Fungi; Ascomycota; Eurotiomycetes; Chaetothyriales; Herpotrichiellaceae
Exons: 6
Coding region: 1-1989 (662 amino acids)
Molecular function (GO): heme binding; oxidoreductase activity
Source: RefSeq, a predicted model, not a curated record